Amphibalanus amphitrite is the source of this 2206-nucleotide messenger RNA. Its product is annotated as leucine-rich repeat-containing protein 24-like. Lineage: Eukaryota; Metazoa; Arthropoda; Thecostraca; Balanomorpha; Balanidae. The coding region runs from base 236 to 2206 and encodes 656 amino acids. The transcript has 2 exons. Gene Ontology annotation, molecular function: protein binding. The record is from RefSeq and is a predicted model, not a curated record.
AUAAGUAACAAUCAGUGGCCACUAUUAGUGGGCGUGACCGAUCACCAGUGACAGCCGGUGACCACUGGUCAGCGUGACCAUCAGUGACCGUCGGUGGAAAAAUCAGUGGUCGCCAGUGACCGACUCAGUGACCUUCGAGUCACUGAAAGAGUGCGCUCACCACCGCACUGCGCUGGUGCGACUAUGACCAGGCAGUGGCCGACGCGAGCCGGCCCCGAGUGCGUAUAGCGGCGCCAUGGCAGUGCGCGUGACGGCGGCGGCAGCCGCGCUGUGGCUGGCCGCAGCCGUGGCUCUAUCGAGCGCCGAGUGUUUAGGAGGCGUGUGCGACUGCCGGUGGAAGGGCGGCAAACAGACAGUGGAGUGUAUCGGUAAGGGUCUGCUGACCAUCCCCGCCGCGAUGGAUUCCAGCACACAGGUGCUCGACUUCUCCGGGAACAACAUCCAGAUCUUGGCGCGCCACAAGUUCCAGAGGAUGGGGCUCAUCAACCUACAGCGCAUCUACCUAGCGCGCUGUAAGCUCUCUCAGGUGAACGACCACGCGCUGUUCGGUCUGACAAACCUGGUGGAGCUCGACCUCAGCGAUAACCUGCUGACGGACGUUCCGGGCCGCACCUUCACCGACGUGCCGGCGCUGAUGCGGCUCUCGCUGAGCGGUAACCCGAUCCGGCGGCUGUCGCGCACCAGUCUGACGGGCCUGCGCGAGCUCACCUCUCUGGAGCUGUCGCGCUGUGAGCUGGAGACGGUCGAGGAGGAUGCGUUCGCCGCUCUGACCAAGCUGCAGUGGCUGCGGCUGGACGGCAACCGGCUGGCCACCAUGCAGCCGGACGGGCUGUCACUGGGUCUGCACGGGGUGGAUCUGCACGCUAACCCGUGGCGGUGUGACUGCCGGCUGCGGCCCCUGCGCCGCUGGCUGGUGCUGUACAAGGUGCCGCCGGCGGUGGUGCCUCGCUGCUCGGAGCCGCCGCGUCUGGCCGGCCGGCCGCUGCGCGACACCGAGCCACCCGAGCUGGCCUGUCUACCGGAAGUGACCACCGACCAGUGGCUGAUCGAGGUGGCCGAGCACCAGAACGUGACGCUCAACUGUCGCGUGCACGCCGAGCCGCCGGCCAACGUAAGCUGGAGCUUCAACGACCAGCCGCUGUCCGACUCUGACGCCGUAUUCUACCGGCCGUACGCGAUCAGUGAGUACAGCGAGCAGGCGGGCACGCUGCGCCACGGACAGCUGCUUGUCCUCAACGCCACCGACACGGACGAGGGGGUGUUCCGCUGCACGGCGACCAACGUGGCCGGCGUCAGCUCCGUCAACUACACACUCCGUGUGCUGCUGCCCCCGGGGAGCAGCAGCUCGGAGUCGGCGCCGCCGCAGAGACCCACCUACCUGGCGGCGGUGGGCGCCUCGCUGGCGCUCCUUCUGGCACUGCUGGCCCUGCUCGUCUGCCUGGUGGCGCUGCGGUGCGCGCGCCGGCGGCGACACCGGCCGCCCGUCGAGGCCGACGCGAAGACUGGGGUCAUCAACACAGCUGUGGAUACUCCCAGCAGCACGUGCUCGGCGCCCAAGGCGGUGGGAGCGGCGGGCGCGGGCGCCGGCCGGCCCCCACCCGGUGGUCUAGCCGACUGUCGGGAGCACGUCACCUACAUCGGCCAGCGGUGCUGCACCAGUCCGUCACGCCGCUCGGCCGACAGUAACCCAGACGUGGUUAGCGACACCGAGCCAACCGCGCGCCGCGCUGAUCGCCACUCCGGAGGAGACUUCACCUACGAACGGCGCCGCUCGUCCAAGCGGCUGGGCGCGCUGUGGCGGCCCGACGAGCCGGCGCCGCUGGUGCAUGUGGACGUGCACCCCGGGCCGGAGCCGCGCCGCUCGGGCACCGUCGGCCGCAGUCGGUCCUACCACCAGCAGCUGGCCGGCGUGCCGCCGGCCGGCUACCGCAGCCUGCCGCGGCACCGGCCGCACGGCCGUCCGCCGGGACUGGACAGUCCUCCUCCUCUGGCACCGCCGGCCGGCUUCACUGACGACGAGGUGCCGACAUACAACCAGGUGCGCCGUCCACCGCGCGGUGACCCCAACACCAGCGGUCUACCAGCGCCACCGCCCGCCGGGCCCGCGGUCAAAUUCGGCGAUCACGUGACGGCGGCGCACUCGAGCCUACACGAGAGUCCCGACGAGGGUUACGACGAGUCAGCGGGGGACGUUACCGAGGUAUAG